Chaetura pelagica (chimney swift) is the source of this 1620-nucleotide messenger RNA. RefSeq names its product pancreatic lipase-related protein 2-like. The coding region runs from base 1 to 1620 and encodes 539 amino acids. Gene Ontology annotation, molecular function: triacylglycerol lipase activity; protein binding. NCBI's taxonomy places the organism in Eukaryota, Metazoa, Chordata, Aves, Apodiformes, Apodidae. Gene Ontology annotation, biological process: lipid metabolic process. The record is from RefSeq and is a predicted model, not a curated record. The transcript has 11 exons.
AUGACAAUAACACUCCAUCUGGAACUUUGCAUUAAAGAGGUGGAGUCACGCAGCAACUGGCCUGACCUGGUUUGUGUUAUCACAGAGGAAGUACACCUGACACAUGGAGAGAUCAAGGAGAUCUCUCUUGGUACAACCCAGUGGAGUCACAGAUGCAGCUGGGAAGCCCAGAGUUGUGUAGCAGCAGUGGGUGAGUGUCCCACCACUACGUGUCCUCACGUGGAGCAUCGGGAGCAUCGUUGUCCUGCUUCCUUCCAGGCUCCUCAGGGGCUUCUUCAAGACUUGCUGCAAUCAGCAGAGAGGUGGACCAAAGAACUUCCUCUGAGCCAAGGAAGGGAAGUUUGCUAUGAAAGGCUUGGAUGCUUCACAGAUAACCCUCCUUGGUCUGGGAUUCCAGGGAGACAACUGGCAGGCCUGCCCAGCUCUCCCAAAACUGUGAACACCAAUUUCCUCCUUUACACUAGAGAGAACACCAUGAAACACCAAAAAAUUUCUGCUACAAACCCUUCAAGUAUCAAAGCUUCAAAUUUCCGAACACACAGGAGAACUCGCUUCAUUAUACACGGCCACCUUGCUGAGGAAGACCUCCCCUGGAUAACAAAUAUAUGCAGGCUGAUGUUUCACACAGAAGAUGUGAACUGCAUUAUGACUGACUGGACAGGCGGCUCCAGCGGGUUGUACACGGACGCAGUGAACAACGUCCGCAUCGCAGGGGCUGAGCUGGUGUAUCUGGUGAACCUUCUUGAGAAAGACUAUGGCUACUCUCCUGCCAACAUUCAUUUCAUCGGCCAUAGUCUUGGAGCACAUGUUGCAGGGGAGGCAGGGAGAAGGAAACCUGGCAUCGGGAGAAUAACAGGUUUGGAUCCAGCUGGGCCCCUUUUCCAAUAUACUCCCACAACAGUUAGGCUGGAUCCCUCAGAUGCACAAUUUGUUGAUGUCAUUCAUACCCAUGCUGGUCAUCUUUUCUUUGACUUUGGGAUUCUCCAGACUUGUGGCCACCUGGAUUUUUACCCAAAUGGUGGGAGGAGGAUGCCAGGAUGCAAGCAGCUUCGUGUACCUCCUGCAACUCGGGAUAUCAAUGAUUUAAUGAGAGCAUAUAGAUCUGUUGGAUGUGCACAUAAAAGAAGUCUCCACUAUUAUGCUGAGAGUAUUCUCACUCCCAAUGGGUUUGCUGGGUAUCAGUGUGAAACAUACCGAGCUUUUAUAUUGGGAAAUUGCUUCCCAUGUCCAAAGGAAGGAUGUCCACUGAUGGGUCAUUAUGCUGAUAAGUUUUCACAUAAAACUGAAAAAGAACAGCAAAAGGUUUAUUUAAACACAGGGCCCUCUCCUCCAUAUGCUCGCUGGAGGAAAGAGAUACAUGUCAAAGUAUCUGCAAUGGAAAUCAUGAAGGCAAAUAUAGAUGUAGCCUUGACUGGAAAUAAUGGGAUCAGGAAAAAAUAUACAAUUGACAAGGGCACCUUCAAACCAGGCAACAUAUACUGGAACGAUGUUGAUACAGAAAUUUCUGGGAACAUUUCAAAAGUUGAGUUUCUGUGGAAAAAGCAUCUCGGUCAUGCAGACAGAGGCUACAUGGGAGCUGAAGAAAUCACAAUAAUAUCUGGGGAAAAUGGAAACGUGUGA